AUGAAAUCUUAUGGCGAUGAAAUGUAUAUCGAUCGAGAAGUUAAGGAAGGAUCGGAGCAGUCAUCGGGGCAGGAUAACUAUGAAGCCGAUGGCGGUGAUGAGAACAUCGCGGAUGAAGAAAGCAGUGAUCAGGCAGGACUUCAACGUACUCCACGAAGUAGCGGUGAUGAUGAGGAUGAGGACGCGGGAGUGAUGGAGGAGGAUGCACCUGGUCCUUCCAACUUUUAUGGCACAGAUCGCGCAGCAUUCCAUUUACCGACAAAUCUUGAAAUUCGUGAAGGUGUCGACUAUCAGUGUCCGGUACAGGACUGGACGACAGAAGAUGAUUAUUAUAAUGACACAGAACGUGAGACUUGCCUUUGGCGACCAACAAAUCUCCUGAAAGUUGCUGACAUUAACGAUUAUCUUUCCAUUGCGCUUUCAAGCUUCAAUAUUGAACAAGAUCGGGCAAUGUUUAUCUUGCAAUCAUCAGAUUAUAAUAUCGAAGAAGCUAAACAUCAACUCGCUAAACGACGAAUCAAAAAAGAACCGUGGAGUGAAGAAGAUAUGACUAUAUUUAAACAAGCACUGCAAACAUAUGGCAAACAUUUUAAUAAAAUCAAGCAGUUGUUGCCGCAUAAAUCGAUAAAGGAAAUUAUCAAUUUCUAUUACGACAAUAAGAAGAAACUAAAUUUUCGAAGUAUCAUCGAUACUUUCUUAGAAGAACACAAUCCCAAAUCCAGUAGUUCUGAAGACGGUGACCUGAACGCUGUAGAAAAGCAAAUCAGUCGAUGUUACAACUGUGAACAAACUGUAAAUCUGCGUCAAAUGGGUGAUUUAAAACUUUGCAACAGCUGUUUUAUUCAUUUCAGAAAUUAUCAUCGUCACAGACUGUGCCUAAAACCGAUGACUUUUGAUGGAAACAUUAACGAAACUAUGAAAUGUCCUAAAGGUAUAGCGGAAGUGGUGGAACGAUUUGUGGAAUUUGCAACUGAGGAGGAGGACGCUGCACAGUCAUCAUCAUUAAGAAAAAGCGUUAAUGAAAUGGGAGGUGAUGACGAUUUGCAGAUUGUUACUAUUAUUCGACCACCGGAAAUGCGAUACAUUCGAAUCUUAAAACAACUUGAACGAGAGGAAAUGAUUGCAAGAGGAAAUUGCGUACGAUUGGAGCAUACAUUACGAAUGCAGUUUGAAAAAGAUUUAAAUGAACAUCUGGAGCGUUAUCGAAUUAGUCGAUUUCCGUCUUCUGCAGCUUCUAGUCGUCCUCGACGUUCUCCAUCAUGGUCUUACAAAGAAAAAUGGCACGCGUUGUUUGCAUUUCAACGGUAUGGAAAGGAUUUUGAUGCUGUUGCGGAAGUGCUGGAAAGUAAGACUUCAGAUAUGGUGAAAGCUUUUUAUUACGAAAUGCGAGAAGAAAUUGACGAUAUGAUCACCAAAACCAAUGACUACUAUCGAAAGUUAGCUAGUACUUAUGAAUUUGAGCGAAAGGCCGAAGUUAAUACACCAAAAGAAGUUAUUGAUGUCGAAUAG
This is a messenger RNA of Cercopithifilaria johnstoni, 1509 nucleotides long. NCBI's taxonomy places the organism in Eukaryota, Metazoa, Nematoda, Chromadorea, Rhabditida, Onchocercidae. The record is from the annotation of a GenBank genome assembly.